AUCUUUAUUGAGCAAAAAUUUCGAAAUUUGAAUCAAUUGCUUUUGCUUUUGACUAAUUCUGAAACAAAGAGCUUGAAUCAAUUCAUUUGUGUAACCAAAACACUUCUAGAUAAAAUAAUAUUGGAUGAUAUACUCUUUGUUCAACAAACUCAUCGAGAUUUAUACAAACUCACUGAUAUUAUUGCAAAUUAUUAUGCUUCAAUUAUAUUGAUACCCAUUUUGCAAUGUUGUCUUGGAACAACGUACAAUUCAUUUGGCUUGAUCAGCAAAAUCAAACUUUUAUCUACGAAAGCAGAGCUUAUUAAAUGGAUCAUUGGGUUAUUAUGGAUCAUAAGAUAUCUCUAUCCUAUUAUGAUUCUCAAUGGCUUUGUUAAUAAAAUGGUUCUUCAAAUGAAAAAGACUGGUGAAAUCAUCCACGAAAUUUUGGAUAUAAAUUUCAUAAAUAUGGGAGUGGUGGAACAGUUACGACAAUUUUCCAUCGAGCUUCUACACAGAAACCCUCGUAUUACUGUUUACGGAUUAUUUUCGCUAUCUUCCAGCUUAAUAACAUCUAUGAUUGGUAUGAUACUCACUUACAUGAUCAUACUUAUACAAGUCAGAGAUAGCUUUUUAGAGCAUUAAUGAAUAAAAAGAAGGGUGGUGGAUAUUUUAAUUUGAUAAUUGACUUGAAAUAGUAUAAAAAUCUCUUUGCUAUUAAUUAUUUUUGAUUUUUUAUAUCAUGAUUUUACAAUAAACUCAAAAUUGGAAAUGUAAAAUCAGAGCAACUUUUACUAAUGACAGCAUCAUGUUGGUGGAGUAUAAAAUUUAAUUCUCUUCUCAGUUCCUACAUGAACUGGAUACUUUGUUUUUUCUAUAUAUCUCGCUAGCACUAUAUCCAAAGGAGUUUCUAAAAAAAAGCAGUUGAAAAAAAAGUUAAAAAACAGUAGUUAAAAAAAAGAUCAUCCAUAGAAUUCUGAUUAAAUACCUAAAGAUAUCCAUUUUGAAUUUUCAGUCUUGAACAUAGUGUAAUUAUUGCCUCCAUUGUAAAGGUAAUUAUGCAUGAUUACUGUAUACACUCUAUUUAAAUUUAAUUUAUAAUACUUUGGCUCUCGACAUUUAGCACAUCGAAGGAAAACUCCUCUUAAAUAUAAUACUCGUGAGCCAACAGGUCGUGUGAGAUCAUAUGUGACUUGAAGUCCAGAGAAUUGUAAAAAUUGUCCUGUAUAUGAAAUAUUAUUUCGACCCAAUUCAUGUUGCGCAAUGCUGU
Molecule: messenger RNA, 1246 nt
Organism: Chelonus insularis
Lineage: Eukaryota; Metazoa; Arthropoda; Insecta; Hymenoptera; Braconidae
Product: putative gustatory receptor 28b
Exons: 4
Coding region: 352-621 (89 amino acids)
Biological process (GO): male courtship behavior; sensory perception of taste; chemosensory behavior
Cellular component (GO): neuronal cell body; dendrite; axon
Source: RefSeq, a predicted model, not a curated record